This is a messenger RNA of Dibothriocephalus latus, 1302 nucleotides long. NCBI's taxonomy places the organism in Eukaryota, Metazoa, Platyhelminthes, Cestoda, Diphyllobothriidea, Diphyllobothriidae. The record is from the annotation of a GenBank genome assembly.
AUGUCAAACGAGGACGACCUCGAAUUGCAUGCGACAGGUCGCUUUGAGGAGUUGAUGCUAGAGUGGCGCAACGCUCGGAACUCUCCCGGCUUCAACCCACAGAGCAUACUCACCAAGUUUUCUGAGUUGUUCGAAGAACAAAUCAACAUAUUCUACAGAACUGACCCCGAUCCCCUCGAUGAUCGUCACCCCCUCCGAACUGACUCCAAUUGUGAGCUCGGCCAACUACUACGUCUCAUCACCCUGCAUGACUCCUUUUUUGAGCGACUCACUGAUUACCUCUGUGGCAACGACGAUCCCAAUGACCCCACUGUCAGAGCUGCCGCUCGCCUCCUCUGCAGCAUACACUUUGGUGUAACCUUGUCUUUUACUGUCGGCGAGGGGGAUAUCACAGUCAACACGCUAUACAAAUUGGCUCUCAGCGAUGCAGAACCAACCAAUUGCUACGCCCUCCUCCUCCUUGGGUCCAUAUUAGAUAAUGCGGAGUUAUUGUACGUCACCAAACAUCGCAACAUCGAACUGGUUCCGAUCGUACUCAAUCGCAUGUCGUCCUACAUUGCCCAACUUGAAAAGGAUAUACACCAGAAUCCUAAAUCUACGAAUGACGUGGGUUUUAGCAACCGAUUGGGCUCAUUCUGUCUGGAGCCGAUGACACUGGAGAUGAAACUGCGACUCUGUAUGUCUUACCUGACGUCUCUUGCUGAAUAUCAAGAUAUGAUGCCCUACAUGUAUGACGGCGGCGUCUUGCGCUAUGUCUACAAAUUCCUUGAAGCCGAUUCCUCUGCCCGAGACAUUCGGCUGACCUUUGAGGCCUUGCGUUUGUUGGCAAAUCUCCUCUGUCAUCGUUGUAUCCAUCUGGACUUCGUCGAGUCCCGGGGACUGGAGCUAGUCCUACAGGUGCCCAGACCAUCGGUCGCUGCAACAGCGGUCAGCGUUGUGCUCUACUAUACGGCCUAUUUCGAGGACGCUAUGGAGCGGGUUUGUCAACUGCCGUCUCCCAUUCUCCACAACCUCAUCAUGUACUCAUUGUGGCUAAUAGAAUGUGCUCAUCCCUCUGCGCGCUGUUACUCCCUUUACUUCCUCAGCAUCGCUCUGUGCUACGGAGCCACAUUUGAGCUGUUUCGGGAGCACCAGGGUUUGCGCUACCUCUACAAUGCGCUUUGCGUUCUACCCAUUCGUCUUACUGAGGAUGAGCCCAGUGUGCAAAAGGACUCCACUUCCUGGCAUGUUGUGCGAGCCAGCCUUCUCACCAUCCGUCGUUUCCUGGAUAUCAGUCUCCUCCUCUGGAUGGACACAGUCGAU